This is a messenger RNA of Pangasianodon hypophthalmus (striped catfish), 3132 nucleotides long. RefSeq names its product myb-like protein X. Bases 102 to 2726 code for a protein of 874 amino acids. The transcript is spliced from 17 exons. Lineage: Eukaryota; Metazoa; Chordata; Actinopteri; Siluriformes; Pangasiidae. The record is from RefSeq and is a predicted model, not a curated record.
CACACAACCGCUGUCCAAAAACUCCAGCUGCAAACACAAGAAAAAGCAAGACACAAAGGCAUGUGGUUUGUCGAGUCUCUUGGGAAGGGCUAGAAGACUUUAUGCUGGAUGUUGAUGGUGUCUGGAGCAUCCUCCCGUCUCCGUCCCUCAGUCACGUGACCUCCAGACGCCUGGGUUUGAUCAAUCCCACUAAAUCAGACGUCCUGCUCUUACUGCAGUAUAAAUAUGACAUCAUCAAAGAGCGACUUUACAGAGAGAUGCUGCAGGAGGAGCAUGGUGUCGGAUGGUGGGAGUCGAUGGAACCCUCGGAGCAGACAGACUGUGUGUGUGAUGUGGAGCAGAGAGCAGAAGAAGCUUUUAAACUGAACGAUGUGCUGUGUGUGUGUGAGCUGCCCGGCGUUCUUCACUGUUACAGGGGCGGAGACGAGGCGGAGUUACACUCCUGUCGUGAUGAGGUCAGAGUGAGAGAGCGGGCGUGGACGUCCUCGCCCCGGGGACAGAGCUGGACAUCCGCCAUCUUCCUCUGUGAGCUCCGGUCUCACUGUGAGGAGGAGAGACGCGCUCUCACCCGGCUGCUCAACAGAGUGGAGCGACUCGUCCUGACUGAGAUUUAUCUGAGUGUGUGUGUUUCUGUAAGGAGAGCCGAGAGAGAAACACACUCACACACGGCACUGCUGACCUCCAGACAACACUGGGACAACUGGCCGUAUCUGAGACGUUUGGGUGUGGAGGAGUUAGUGAAGUUCUGGCUGCAGGAGAAACAAGAUCCAGCUACACCGCUCAGAAACGAGUGCAGAACAUCACGCUGUGUACGACAGGCCGUGCUGCAGUGUGUGGUCCUGUGUCAGGAGCAGGAAAGGAGAACACUCAUGGAGAUCCUACACAGUGUCUCACAGGAGGAGCUGCAGGAGCAGAGACACACACUGACACUUGACUACAAGGCUGCAGGGACGACAGGUUCGGCUCUGAGACGAGGGUGUGUGUCCGUCCUGAGGCAGAUUAAAUCCUCUCUACACUGCAGCUCCACACACUCGUCUGUGUCGUGGGCCGACUGCGCUGUUCAUUUACUGGCUCAGCUCACACACACACACGACGAGGAAGUCCAGACUGUAAUACACACACUUCCAGUCAUGGAUGCUGCUGCUCUUAUGGUUCUGCUACACAAAUAUGAACUCGAGCUGCGUUCACCCAAACUACACAACCUGCACAACUUACUGCAGACGUCCGGCAUCGAGAACACACAGAUUAACGUCUCUGUAACAGACAGCGAGAGGACGGAGCAGAGACAGAACACUCCAUCAGUUAGUGACGCACAACAAAUCUGCACGGGCUGUGGUGUUGUCCUCGUCCCUGAGGACGCUCCGUAUUUAGAGAUCCUCGGCGUCGGAGAGAAGAGAGAUGAUGAGAGGAAAGAAAGAAGAGAGGGAGAAGAGGAAGAGAGGAGAGAAGGAAGAGAGGAAGAGAAAGAGAGGAGAGAAAGAAGAGAGGGAGAAGAGAAAGAGUGGAGAGAAGGAAGUGAGGGAGAAGAGGAGGAGAGGAGAGAAGGAAGAGAGGGAGAAGAGAAGUGGAGAGAAGGACGAGAGGUAGAAGAGGAGGAGAGGAGAAAAGGAAGAGAGGGAGAACAGGAGAAGAGGAGAGAAGGAAACAAUGAAGAAGAGGAGGCGAGGAGAGAGGGAAGAGAGGGAGAAGAGAAGAGGAGAGAAGGAAGAGAGGAAGAAGAGGAGGAAAGAAGAGAGGGAGAAGAGGAGGAAAGAAGACAUGGAAGAGAGAGAGAAAAGGAGGAAAGGAGAGAAAGAAGAGAGGGAGAACAGGAGAGGAGAGAAAGAAGAGAAGGAGAACAGGAGAGGAGAGAAAGAAGAGAGGGAGAAGAGAAGAGGAAUGUGGAUGCUGUAGAGAAACAGGGAUCACUGAUCACACUGGCCUGGAGCAAACCAGCAAGCAACAAUACACAGGAAGUGACCUCAGCUCUACCUGAAGCACAGACGACAGAGGCGUCGUCUGCAGACUCACACACUCCGCACCACACACACUCCGCUUCGUCCGAGCACGAACACACACCGUCUGCACACAGACACACACUCGUGGAGCCGCUGCAGGAGCAGUCCACAUCCAGCAUGGACGCUCAGAACGAGAGCAGCAGCGAUGAACACGGAACAACAUCAGCAGCUCUGGAGCUCGACUUGGAGAACGCACCGGCCACCGGCGAGACACACACACAGGAUGGGGUGUGUGACGGAGUGUGUGAGGAACAGCAGCUCCAGCGAGAUGCCACCAUGCGCAGCCUCGUCGACAUCCAGAGAAGAGCAGAGCAGCGGUGGCAACGAGACCGAGACCGACAAAUCCUUAGAGUUCAGGAGCGACUGUCAAUCAUUCAGAACAGGAAGUCAGACGAGGACGUGCUGGGCCUGAGACGCGAGGAAACAUUCAGACACCUGACCAACACACUGCAGCAGGAAGAUGAGCAGCAGCAGAAGAUGUUGGUCAGAGAGAAACUGCAGCAGCUGUGGAGAGAACGUUCUUGUAUUCUACAGACUAGAAGAGAGAGGAACACGACUGAAUUUAAGGAGCUCCUCACACCUACAGCUCAGUGUGCGACUAACGUGGAAGAUGUACUCGACACACGUACACACACACACCAACACGACCCACACACACACCAACACGACCCACACGCACACCAACACGACCCACACGCACACCAACACGACCCACACGCACACGCAUAACAUUCCCUGACAGCACUGUCGUGUUUGAGUUAAAGGUGCAGUCUGCGAUAUUUAAAAUCGCUCUUCUGAAAUGAAUUUUAAAGAAACAGUGAUCAGUGAUUUUUUUUUUUUUUUAAGUGUAAUUAUUCCAUCUAAAACAUCUAGUUUCUGUAGUCAUCUAGUCUCGCCUCAGAUUAUAAAUCAAUAAGAAAUAAAAACACGAUGUGAGAUCACCAACAACAAGCCAAUCAGGACAAAGAGGCGUGUCUACUUACUUUUCAAUAAUGAUGCAUUCAUCUGUUCCAGCCCUGACAGAGUGUGUGUGUGAGUGUGUGUGUGUGUGUGUGUGUGUGUGUGUGUGUGUGUGUGUUUUGUGGGCGUGGCUUUCAAUAUUUGACAGAAGGCUCAGUGUUUGUGUAUAUUUUGG